Molecule: messenger RNA, 2250 nt
Organism: Peronospora belbahrii
Lineage: Eukaryota; Oomycota; Peronosporomycetes; Peronosporales; Peronosporaceae
Source: the annotation of a GenBank genome assembly
AUGUGGUCGCUUCGCGAGACGUUCGCUGCAGAGCAUGACAAGUAUCUGCUGCAGAGCUACGUUGGCGAGAUACGCAUUCUUGCGAUCGGUGACGAGGAUGAUAUGGAAGAGAAAGAAAUUCCGGCGUUCGCUAAUGUAAAAACCCUGUUCUGUCGAAACAUGUAUGGCGAUGUGUGGCUCCAGGCGACUGAGUCGGAAGUGCGACUUAUUAACUGCAGUACGUUUCUGUUUAGCUCGACAUGGUCACCACCAUCAGGGUCACGAAUUACUGUCGCUACUGCAAACCCUACCCAGGUUGUGGUAGCUACGUCUGGUGGUAUGCUCGUGUAUUUGGAGGUUGAACACGGGCAGAUUAUUGUAAAAAACAAAGUAAAGAUGGAGCACGAGAUCGCUUGCGUGGAUGUUACACCGCUUGGUCGCAAGGACGUAGGCGAGGGAGAUGUUUCGAUGAUGGGUUCAUUAACUCACUGGGACAUGGCUGCUCUUCGCAGUUCGAUCUGUAUAGUUGGGCUAUGGACCAAUUUCUCGGUGUCGGUUCUAAGACUGCCAACACUUGAAAGGCUGACAAGUGAGUCACUCGGAACUGACCUGCUUCCAAGGUCAGUAAUCUGCAACACAUUUGAAGGAAAGGAUUAUCUACUCGUCGGACUUGGCGACGGUAGUCUUAUGAAUUACGAGCUGGACGUCGAACAAGGAAAACUUGGAUUACGAAAGCGAAUAUCGCUGGGCUCGCAGCCCCUUACUCUAUCAACUUUUCGAUCCAAGAAUAUGACGCACGUAUUUGCAGCAUGUGACCGUCCGACUGUUAUCUACUCCAACAACAAUAAGCUUUUAUACUCCAACAUUAACUCGAAGGAAGUGAACGUGAUGUGUCCGUUUGACUCGGAAUCCUUUCCGGAGUGUCUUGCACUUUCGUCUGAAGCAGAACUGACGAUCGGUACGGUAGAUGACAUCCAGAAGCUACAUAUCCAAACUUUUCGUUUAAACGAGUGGGCACGCCGAAUUGCUCAUAACGCUGAAUCACAUACACUUGGUGUGCUUACUGUAAACUUCACGGUUGACGACACUGGCGAGGAGGUAGAUCAGGGUUUUGUGCGUCUGUUUGACGACCAAACUUUCGAACUGCUCCACUCGCAUCGACUAGAUCCGUUCGAGACUCCAUGUUCGGUGGUCGUGUGUCCUUUUGCAGGAGAUUCCACGGGUGCAUCGUAUUUUGUAGUUGGAACUGCUUAUGUACACGAAGAAGAGGCUGAGCCGCACCAAGGUCGUAUUCUGGUAUUUGAUGUCACGGGCAUCCAUGGCGAACGGAAGCUACAGUUGGUUGCCGAAAAAGAGGUGAAAGGUGCGGUGUACUGCUUGAAUGCUUUCAAUGGCAAGGUGUUGGCGGGUGUUAACAGCAAGGCGCAAUUGUACAAAUGGAGUGAAAACACUGACAACGAGAAAGAACUGGUAUCAGAGUGCGGUCACUAUGGCCACACAUUGGUGCUUUACAUGGAGUCACGAGGCGAUUUUAUCGUGGUAGGCGAUUUGAUGAAGUCAAUUUCUUUGCUGAGCUACAAACAGCUAGAUGGCACGAUUGAGGAGAUUGCAAGGGAUUUGAAUUCAAAUUGGAUGUCAGCUGUAGGCAUUGUUGAUGACGAUACGUACAUCGGCAGCGAAACGGAUUUCAACUUAUUUGCUGUGCAACGUAACAGUGGCGCAGCGUCUGAUGAAGAGCGUGGUCGCUUGGAGACGGUUGGUGAGUUCCACUUGGGCGAGUUUGUAAAUCGUUUCAGACACGGAUCGUUGGUCAUGCAGAACAAUGCGACGUCAGCACAAGCGCUUGCUGCCAACGCUUCAACUGGAUACAGUGACAUGGUUGACGUGAGUGUGUCAGCCCCGGUUGUUUCAGCUGUUCAAAAUCAAUCAAUGCUUUUCGGUACAGUCAGCGGCAUGAUUGGCGUCAUUUUGUCAAUUAGCAAGGAUCAGCACGCAUUCUUGCUUCGUGUGCAGCAAGCGCUCACGCAGGUCGUGAAGGGUAUUGGCGGUUUUUCCCACAAAGAUUGGCGCACCUUCGAAAACCGACGAUCAGUGUCAGAAGCACGUAACUUCAUCGACGGAGAUUUAGUCGAAAGCUUUUUAGACUUGCCCAAGCCACAGAUGAUGAAGGUUGUGGAAAUACUGAACAACGACGGAAUGCUGGAUGACAUGGGCCAAUAUACUGUGGAGGAAUUGACGUUGCGGAUUGAAGAGCUCGCUCAGCUGCACUAG